AUGGCCGGCAGGGGCUUGUUGGGCGAGGGGGAGCUGGAGCUGCUGCUGGACGCCGCCUUGCGCCGCAGCCAAGGCAUCUGCUUCCUGGGCCAGGUGCUGCAAAGCCUCUUCAGCCGACCCGGCUACUUCAUGUCUCUGGCACAGGAGGGCGGGUCCUUGCUGCAAGCGGCACUCUUGAAGCAGCUCACCCGCCGAGACCCGCAGGCCCUCGGCCUUGCAGGCGCCGUGGCGGAGGAAGAGCGCCGUCAGCUGGCCUUGGCCUGUGGCAAGCUGGCGAAGCAGCAGCUGCUCCAAUUGGCCGCGCGGCGACCAGAGGAGGCGCCGGGUAUGGCCAAGUUGGUGGACAGCCUCGGCGCGUGGCGCGCUGGCGCUUCCAGUGAGGAGACCGGCGAAGGCGAAUGCGAGGCGCUGCGCCAGCAGUUGAUGGAGAAGCUGCGAAGCAAGAAGCGGAAGCACCGGGAAGAUCCGAUCCCCGAGGACGGCGCGGCGGCUGCGGCGGAAGCGGAUGACGCGGCCGCGAUGGCGGUGCUCGAGGUUGAGGACGACGCAGAGCGGCGCCAAGCAUACCUGAAGCUGAGCGACGACCAGAGGCUCGCAGCCCUCAAGCGUGGGGCAUCCAAGGUGCUGGCCUGGGAUCGCGCGGCGCUGGCGCGCCUGGCGCUGACCCAGGAGCCGCCCUGGUCUGUGAAGACGAAAGACUUGUCCCUGGACAUGGUGCCGCUGCUGGAGCAGAUUAGUUGGCUGAACCCCGCGGUGCGCGGGGCUCUCGCAGUGCAGCUCUCCUGGAAGAUGGGCGCGCCCAAUGCCGUGCUACGGUUAGCCGCCGCCCUUGCGCAGUUCGAGCCGAUUGCGGCGCUGGACGCAGUGGAGGGCCUGAAAGCAAGCGCUCUGCGCCCUUUGCCACCAGAGGAGCACUUGCUGGCAUUGCUGCACAACAACCCCUUGCCCAUGCUCGAGAAGUUGGUGAUAAAGGCAAUGGAGGACGAUGGAGGCCUCCGUGCCGCACUCUUCUGGCUCCACUUGGGGCGGCGCAAAAGUCCCGCGGCAUGCCAGUUCCUGGAGAAGAUCUGCGAUUUGGAGUUGCAAGAGGAAGAGCUGCUGCAAGCCGCGGAGCCAGUGGCUGCCCUUCUUGAAACCGAGGAGCUGGAGCCACUGGAGGUGCAGCUCAAGCGCUUCGUGAAGCUGGGCGGAAGAGGCGCGGCCCGGGUGCUCCGCGCACUGAAGCCGCGGGCGGCGGAGGCGCCCUGGGCGGUGGCCGCGGCGCGGAGAGCGCUGAGCGAAGGCGAGGGUCUGCCUUUGUGGCUGCUGGAGCACGCGCUGCUCUGGUGGCCGCUGCUGCUCGCAAAGAAGCCGAAGCUGGAGCCGUUUUUGCAGAAGGUGCAAGCGAGCUACAGCGCCUCUUUGUCUCGCGCCGAUCUGCUGAGCCGGGACCUCUUGCUGGCCGCCGCGGGCAUGGAGGAAGGCUGGGGUUCUCCCUGGUCCUUCCGACACUGGGCGGCGAGUUUGAAGCCCUGGACCAAGUCCUUCGAGUGGGACCUGGACCAACGCAGGGUGAAGGCUACCACGGACCACUUCCGAUUCGACCGGUGCGCCUCCAGCGCCGAAACCAGCGCGUCGGAGCGGGAGAAGGACAAGGGCGAGGACGCCUAUGACAUCGCCUACCUCCUGCCCUUCCUGGUAGGCCAGCUUCGGUUGACCUACCAGGAGAGCGAUGGCUGGGGAUCGCAGGCCUUGGGCGCCACGCUGGGCGCGGUGUGCCUUGGGGGGGCGGUGGAGAUUUUGCUGCUGGCCACCGCCUGCAGCGAUCCUACGCUGCGCGCCUGCGCCUUUGAGGCUCUCUCAAUCGUCCUGGCGGUGGCGAACCUAUGGAACGUCACCAUUGUCGAGACAGAGGAGGCCACGCGGCUGCCCUUCCGAGAGUUGCCUGAGCUUGUGCGGCUUCUGUGCUACGUACGGGAUGCCGUUGAACUGCCGGAGGACGGCGUGCCGGAAACUUCGCGCCUGGCGGCGUCUUUCUUCGCCGCCUGCGUGCCCGUCGUUGCGCAGCCCCAGCAUUUCCUGUACCCGGCCCUGGCCAAGCAUUUCUUGGGCCGGCCUGCCGCCAACUUCCAGGAGAUCCCGCUCUUCCACCAGCUGAUGUUCUCCGGCACUGCAGAUGUCGGCCAGGAGGCACGCGUGUGGCUCCUGCGGGUGGUACGGCGUGGUUUAGGCGGAGGAAGAGAUGCCGGAGACAAGCUCACGAGGCGCGCGCUGAUGCGACGCAAUGUCCUGCCGUGGGCCAUGAGCUUCGCGGGGUCCAGGGAGAUGGGCAGCUUUCCCGUCUCUAUGGAGGCCCUCAGCUGCGUGCGGGAGGCACUGCAUGCCUCCGCCCUCGCCGCAGAGGGCGCGGCCCUGCGGCUGGGAGUCGCCGAGUGGAUCGCCAACCAGGCUGCGCGCGGGCCCUCGCGCCACUCGCCACAGGCGUUGCUGGCAUUGGGCCGUGUGGUUGGCGCUUUGCUUCAGAUGGCAAGCCGCGCUGAGAGCAGAUUGGCCGAUGGGCUGCAAUUGCUGGCCAUAGGCCGAGCGCUGAAAGCUUUGGCGGCUGCUUUCCGAGACGCCUCGGAGCCUGCGGCCUCCGAAGAGGAGGAGGCCUCUAAGCAAGCUUCGAGGCAGCACGCUGUCACCAUGCUUUGGGAGCACGCCCGGUGUCUCGCCAGACUCUUGACCAGUCUGAAGGCGGAGCCAGAGCCUGAUCAGACGGAGGGGGCGCCUUUGGCGCGCCUGGCGCUGGCGUCAGAGCUGGAUGCAACCUUGCGGUUGCUCAGCUCUUGCGGUGGGAAGGAUAGCCAAGAGAGGCAGAGUGAAGCGCUCGCACGAGCGGCGCAACACGGCGAUGCCUUGAGAGACGUCAUGGUCCUCCUCCAGGCCUGUCCUCUCAGCGCCUUGCUCUACGACACCGCCUGCGUAUUGUUGCAGCUCGCCGCGGAUUCCGGCGAGGCUUGGAGCCUGGACAUUCAGCAGGAGGCAGUGGCAGCCUUGUGGCAGAUCCUGCAGACCAAGACCAAGGUCGCCGCUGGCUCAGGGGAGGCCAAAGAUAGCCUUCGAAAAUUGCUUUGCGCCCUGCUGGCAUUGCCGCAUAGUGCUUCCGUGGCAUGGCGGCUGCGGCUGCUGAGUGCGGCCAUUCUGUCGCUGGGCCACUCGCCGGAUGCGACGAUGCAGAGGUUGCUGUCGCAGCUGCCGGGCCCCAGCGCCGCGCUCGCGGAGAGCGGCGGCCCGGACGAAGGCGCGGGCGUUUCCUUCGCCCGCUCGGCGGGCAAGGCCAGCUACCGCCCCUUCUUCGAGCACUUGGCCGCCAGCUGCGUGCCUGCGGCCCGGCGCCUGGCCUCGGCGCUCCAAAAACACCGCCACGGAGGCCUCGGCUUCGUGGAGGCGCCCGGCCUGGCGCGGCGCCGCAUGAAGGUGGCGAUCUUCCUGGAUCAGACCUGCCGAAACUUCCUGUCGAUGCAGCGCAGCGCGGCGAAGAUUCAGGCGGCAGAGGAGCUCAAGAACUUGUGCGACUCUGUUGCCCUGCCCUUGGCCUUGUCCGUGCUGGCAGAUGUCGGCCUGCAGGGCUCGAGGUUGACGCAGCUGGGCUCCGUGCCGGAGCUCUGCUUCUUCUCCCUGGUGCUGCGGCACUCGCGGCAGCGCGAGUUCUUGCGCCUCGCGCAAGGCGUGCUGCUGGCGCUGCAAAGAGAGCGGCCGAGCGGCGCCUUGUGCGCGCGCUUCCUGGAGGAGACCCAGGAGGCCAUCGACGCCAUUGCCGUGGAGGCCUAUUUGGAGGAGGCACUCACCACCCACGUGCCUUCGCCCAUGCGGGUGCCGGACUUCGCGCCGCGGGUCAGCGUCUUGGACGAGCGGUGCCGCGCCUUUGGAGAGAGCGGAAGCUUCUUGACGCCCCUCAGCUCGCUGGAGGGCCACGGUUUGGUGGAGCACUUGCGGCGGCAGUUGGAGGCCUUGGGCUUGCUUCAGCCAGACGCCGGCAUCGUGCUGAGCCUCUCCGGGGGCGUGGACAGUAUGGUCACCUGCUGCCUGCUUCGGCUGCUGCAGAAGACUGUGCCUCUCCGGUGGUGCGCCAUGCACCUCUGCCACCCCAACCGCGAGGACGCCAAGGACGAAGAGGCCUGGGUGCAGUGGAGCUGUCACAAGCUCCAGGUGGACCUCCUCAGCUACCGACCCCAGAUCCGGCGCCCCCACGGGGAUCUGCGCACGGGCAUCUCGAGGGAACGCUACGAAGAGAAGUCCAAGGAGAUCCGAUUCCGCAUGUAUCAGCUGUGUUUGCAGCGCCUGGGGGUCUCAAAGGGAGCCGCCCUGGUGGCGCACCACGAAGACGAUGCGGAUGAGAACCGGCUGGCGGAGCUGGGGAAAGGCAACAUCGUUCACAUCAACGGGAUGGCUGCCAGCGGAGAGACGCUGAACGUCACGGUGGUACGGCCCCUCUUGAAGGUGCGCAAGCAGGAGCUUCUAGACUUUGCCGACCAGGCACAGGUCUGCUACAUGCAGGACUCCACGCCCAAGUGGAGCAGACGCGGAUGGAUCCGGCACGUGUUGGACGAGUUGAAGCUCCAUGAUGCCUCGGACUUCGGGCGCUUCUUGUCGCUGCUGUCGAAGGCCGGCGAGGCCUCCGAGCUGCUGGGGGAGGCCAUCGACGCGUCUCUGGGCGCCUGGAAGCUGAACGACAUCUACACGGGAGUCGUGGCGGUGCCGGCUACGAGUUUCGAGGAGAAGAAGGGCUCCAAUGAAGCUGAACCCGACGCGGUGCAUUUUCCCGCCACGGAUGUGCAGGUGGUGGUCAUGAGGAUGCCCGCGUUGUUCCAGCUAUCCAAAGACUUUCAGGCCAAGGUGACGGACCUCAUGGAGGACUUCCGCCAGAUCGCGCAGCUUUGGAACGUCGCGAUCCAGCAGCAAGCGAAGGGACGGCUGGCGCUCGAGGAUGAAGUGGACGGGGACGACCAGCCGGGCACUUGCCCACUGCAACCCAUCCGUGUAUGCGACGGCAACUUCGAGAUGGGUCCCUUUGUCCUGGGCCGCGGCAUCUGCGUGGCGCUGAACGCCAUCCCGGAAGUGGACCAUCUGCUGAAGGGCCAGCUGGCUGCCCGCCGCGCGGCCGAGGGGAGCGUUGAGCCAGAGGCCCUUAGAUGA
Messenger RNA from Effrenium voratum, 5157 nucleotides. The record is from the annotation of a GenBank genome assembly. NCBI's taxonomy places the organism in Eukaryota, Dinophyceae, Suessiales, Symbiodiniaceae.